UCUCCCUUCAGCAUGAGGAGGAGCUGCAGGAGAAGAUGGAAAAGGUGAUCAGCUGUUUCCAGAAGAGGCCAGAUGCAGUUUCCAGGCUGAUCUGCUUCCCCUGGGCAGGUGGAGGCUCCAUCCACUACGCUCGCUGGGGAAACAUCCUCAGCUCCUCCACGGAAGGUUACAGACCACACCUGAGUUAUUCCAUGUUCAUGUCAAGUUCUGAGUUAUGGUGACAGAUAUAGAGACAGUGAUAGAUAGAUAGAUAGACAGACAGACAGACAGACAGAUAGAUAGAUAGAUACUUUAUUUGCUUUACAUUUCUCUUUGUCACGGCAGUUGAAGUUAAGACAGUUAAAACAUCCCGACUGAACAUUUAGACACAAAAUCUGCUCACAGAAGCUCUGAAAUGUACAAAAAAACUUAGCAGGUAAUAAAAUAUUUGGAAUUUUUAAUGUAAAAAUGUGCAGAGCAA
This is a messenger RNA of Stegastes partitus (bicolor damselfish), 460 nucleotides long. Its product is annotated as S-acyl fatty acid synthase thioesterase, medium chain-like. The record is from RefSeq and is a predicted model, not a curated record. Bases 36 to 221 code for a protein of 61 amino acids. Lineage: Eukaryota; Metazoa; Chordata; Actinopteri; Pomacentridae. The transcript is spliced from 2 exons.